Molecule: messenger RNA, 3206 nt
Organism: Oncorhynchus masou masou (cherry salmon)
Lineage: Eukaryota; Metazoa; Chordata; Actinopteri; Salmoniformes; Salmonidae
Product: stonustoxin subunit beta-like
Exons: 4
Biological process (GO): intracellular signal transduction
Molecular function (GO): protein binding
Source: RefSeq, a predicted model, not a curated record
UAUGAUUUUACUCUUUGCAGGCUGUCAGGCUGUCUAGUCACAGAGGAAGGCUGUGCUUCUCUGGUCUCAGCUCUGAAGUCAAACUCCUCACACCUGAGAGAGCUGGAUCUGAGUAACAAUGACCUGAAGGAUUCAGGAGUGGAGCUGCUCUCUGCUGGACUGGGGAAUCCCCAAUGUAAACUGGAGACUCUGAGGCUGUCAGGCUGUCUAGUCACAGAGGAAGGCUGUUGUUCUCUGGUCUCAGCUCUGAGGUCAAACCCCUCACACCUGAGAGAGCUGGAUCUGAGCUACAAUCACCCAGGAGACUCAGGAGUCAGACUGCUCUCUGCUGGACUGGAGGAUCCACACUGCAGACUGGAGAAACUCAAUGUGGAACAUGGUGGAGAGUACACAAUGAAACCUGGGCUUAGAAAAUAUGCCUGUGAUCUCACACUGGACCCAAACACAGCACACAGACUCCUCUCUCUGUCUGAGGAGAACAGAAAGGUGACAUGUGGGAAGAAGAAGCAGCCGUAUCCUGAUCACCCAGAGAGAUUUGAGGUCUGCAGACAGGUGCUGUGUAGAGAGGGUCUGACUGGGCGCUGUUACUGGGAGGUAGAGUGGAGUGGGGGAUGGCCUGUUAUAGGAGUGACAUAUAAAGGAAUCAACAGGAGAGGAGAGGGUAAGGACUGUGGGCUCGGAUGGAAUGACAAGUCCUGGAGUCUGUUCUGCUCUGACAACAGUUACACUGCCAGGCACAAUUAUAAUACCACUCUCAUAGACGUCCCUUCCUCCAGCUCCCACAGAGUAGGAGUGUAUCUGGACUGGUCAGCCGGCACUCUGUCCUUCUACAAAGUCUCCUCUGACACACUGACCCACCUGAACACAUUCUACACCACAUUCACUGAGCCCCUCUAUCCAGGGUUUUGGGUUUAUAAUGACUCUUCAGUGUCCCUAAUCAAACACAACACGCUAUUUUAAUAAAAUAAGAAUAUAAAUGUAUUAAUAUAUAACUCUGUCUCACACACUGGAAACACACACACACACACACACACAUAGACACACAUACUGGACACACACACAAACUGGACACACACUGGAUACACCUGGACACACACAAACUGGACACACACACACACACACACACACAAACUGAACACACACGCAAACACACUGGACACACACGCACAUUGGACACACACACACAGGACACACACACGCACACAGGAAGCACACACACAGGACACCCACACACAGGACACACACACACACAAACUGGACACACACACAUGCAAACACACUGGACACACACACACUGGACACAAACUGGACACACACCCGACACACACACUGGACGGACACACACAAACAGACACUGGACACCCACACAUGACACACACACACCUUGUGCACACACACAUACACUGAAUACACACAUACACCAGUUUGGGCCAUUCUAUUCCUGUAAAUACACUGAACAAAAAUAUAAAGGCAACAUGUAAAGUGUUGGUCCCAUGUUUCAUUCCGCUGAAAUAAAAGAUCCCUGAAAUGUUCCAUACACACUAAAAGCUGACAUGUUUUACAUCCCUGUUAGAGAGCAUUUCUCAUUCGCCAAGAUAAUCCAUCCACCUGACCACUGUGGCAUAUCAAGAAGCUGGUGUCAUGUGGGCGAGCGGUUUGCUGAUGUAAACGUUGUGAACAGAGUGCCCCAUGGUGGCAGUGAGGUUAUGGGUAAUCAUAAACUACGGACAAUCAGCACAAGUGCAUUUUAUCAAUAGCAAUUUAUAUGCACAGAGAUACCAUGAUGAGAACCCAUUGUCGUAUCAUUCCUCCGCCUCCAUCACCUCAUGCAAGGAUCUAGACACAAUUCCUGGAAGCUGAAAAAAAAUCUAUAUAUUUUCCAUGGCCUGAGAACUCACCAGAUAUGUCAGCCGUUUGAGCAUGUUUGGGAUGCUCUGGACAGACGUGUACGACAGCGUGUUCCAGGUCAUGACAAUAUCCAGCGACUUUGCACAGCCAUUGAAGAGGAGUGGGACAGCAUUCCACAGGCCACAAUCUACAGCCUGAUCAACUCAAUGUAAAGGAGAUGUGUCACAAUGCAUGAGGCAAAUGAUGAUCACACCAGAUACUGACUGGUUUUCUGAUCCACAAUCCUACUUUUAUACUAAGGUAUCUGUGACCAAUAGAUGCAUGUCUGUAUUCCCAGUCAUGUUAAAUUCGUAGAUUAAGGCCUAAUGAAUUUAUUUUCAAUUGAAUGUAACUCAGUAAAAUAUUUCAAAGUGUUGCCUGUUGCGUUUAGAUUUUAGAUCAGUAUAAUACAAAUGAGCAGUUUAAAAUGUUUUAUGUUUAUGAUGUUAGUAACACUAAGUAAUUCCAUACUUUCACUAAAGAUCUAAAGUAACUUUUUAUUGACAGAUGCCUCAUGUCAAUGUUCUAGAUUUUGAUGAAAGGAAAUUCCAUAUAACCUACUGGACAGGACUUUGCUAUGGCAACUUCUGUUUGGGUGUCUCAGGACAGGACUUUGCUAUGGCAACUUCUGUUUGGGUGUCUCAGGACAGGACUUUGCUAUGGCAACUUCUGUUUGGGUGUCUCAGGACAGGACUUUGCUAUGGCAACUUCUGUUUGGGUGUCUCAGGACAGGACUUUGCUAUGGCAACUUCUGUUUGGGUGUCUCAGGACAGGACUUUGCUAUGGCAACUUCUGUUUGGGUGUCUCAGGACAGGACUUUGCUAUGGCAACUUCUGUUUGGGUGUCUCAGGACAGGACUUUGCUAUGGCAACUUCUGUUUGGGUGUCUCAGGACAGGACUUUGCUAUGGCAACUUCUGUUUGGGUGUCUCAGGUCAGGUCUGAGCCAUAAUCAGAAUGUGUCUCUGUCUCCAGCCCUGCCAUUUCUACCUGUCCUGAUCUAGUGUUUGACCCCUGACCUCCUCACACCGUUUCACUGUCCAUGUCUGCUUUUAGCUCCCACCUCUACUUCACUGUGUUAUAAUGGACCUUAUGCUUGUUAUGUCACCUCUGUAACCAGCUAUCAAACAUACUGACCUUUCUGACUCUAUCCCAUAGCCCUACUUUCUAGAACUGAACAUUUAAAUUCCUCUAUGAGUUUUGUUUAGUGUCCAUUACUUAUUUAUGUAUGUAUUUGUUGUAUAUGGGGGUUGUGCUGCAGAGCAUCAUGGGUGUUUGUAUGUGUUGAGAUGAUCACGUUCCAGAUAAAUGGUUGAACUGA